This is a messenger RNA of Osmerus eperlanus (European smelt), 3552 nucleotides long. Its product is annotated as 3-hydroxy-3-methylglutaryl-coenzyme A reductase-like. The record is from RefSeq and is a predicted model, not a curated record. NCBI's taxonomy places the organism in Eukaryota, Metazoa, Chordata, Actinopteri, Osmeriformes, Osmeridae. Gene Ontology annotation, molecular function: protein binding; NADP binding; hydroxymethylglutaryl-CoA reductase (NADPH) activity. Gene Ontology annotation, cellular component: endoplasmic reticulum membrane; peroxisomal membrane. Gene Ontology annotation, biological process: sterol biosynthetic process; isoprenoid biosynthetic process; coenzyme A metabolic process.
GCUCAAGCUGUCUCCGGUGUGAAUGGGACGGAAACGGGCGCCUGUGUGCAUGAACCUAUUUAUUGUAUCAAUAAAACAAAUAUGCACACAAUUUAAUUUAUUUAGUUAAUAACUCUUCAACUUAAGACAUCGUUUUAGACCGCAGCAAAAAAGUAGGCUACGGACACAGUGGCUAUUAUCCAUUUAGUCGCUUUAAUUCUUUGACCCAUUCUGACACAGACUCCUGUCUUCCCCUCCUUCUCUCCUCUCCUCCUCUCCACCAUGCUGACUCGUCUGUUCCGCCUGCAUGGGCUGUUGGUGGCCUCCCACCCCUGGGAGGUGAUCGUUGGCACGGUAACCCUCACCAUCUGCAUGAUGUCCAUGAACAUGUUCACCGGCAACAACCAGAUCUGUGGCUGGAACUACGACUGCCCCAAGAUGGAGGAGCAGGUUCUCAGCAGUGACAUCAUCAUCCUGACCAUCACACGCUGCAUCGCCAUCCUCUACAUCUACUUCCAGUUCCAGAACCUGCGACAGCUCGGAUCCAAGUACAUCCUGGGGAUCGCCGGCCUCUUCACCAUUUUCUCCAGCUUUGUUUUCAGCACAGUCGUCGUUCACUUCCUGGAUAAAGAACUGACUGGCCUCAACGAGGCUCUUCCCUUCUUCCUCCUCCUCAUCGACCUCUCCAAGGCCUGCGCGCUCGCCAAGUUCGCCCUGAGCUCCAGCUCUCAGGACGAGGUGAGGGACAACAUCGCUCGGGGCAUGGCCAUCCUGGGGCCUACCUUCACCCUGGACGCCCUGGUGGAGUGUCUGGUCAUCGGAGUGGGCACCAUGUCAGGUGUUCGCCAGUUGGAGAUCAUGUGCUGCUUUGGCUGCAUGUCUGUCCUGGCAAACUACUUUGUGUUCAUGACCUUCUUCCCUGCCUGCGUGUCUCUGGUGCUGGAGCUCUCCAGGGAGAGUCAGGAGGGUCACCCUGUCUGGCAGCUGGGCCACUUCUCCAGAGUGAUGGAGGAGGAGGACAACAAGCCUAACCCCGUCACCCAGAGAGUCAAGAUGAUCAUGUCCCUGGGUCUGGUGAUGGUCCACGCCCACAGCCGCUGGAUCGCUGAGCCCUUCCCCGCCAACGCCACGACAGCGCGGCCCCAGGUGGGCAUGAGCCUGGACCAGCACACCCCCAAGAGGAUCGACCCCGACACCCCCCUCUGGCAGUUCUACCUGUCCAGGAUGGUGAGCCUGGAUGUGGAGCAGGUGAUCUGCCUGGGUCUGGCUCUGCUGCUAGCAGUGAAGUACGUCUUCUUUGAGCAGGUGGAGAUGGAGUCCACCCUGUCCCUGAAAAGCCCGCCCUCCGCCGCCCCCCCCCCCUCCUCCUGCUGCAGGACGGAGCCCACCGCCCGCGCCCUGUCCCCCCGCGCCCCCCCCACCCUGGCCAUCGCCACCAAGGAAGAGAGAGCUGAGGUGAUACGGCCGCUGCCCCCCAAAGCUGAGCUCCAGCACAGAACCAUCUUCAUCCUGGGGGACGAGGGGAACACCCAGCCCCCACAGGCACCCCAGCCCCCCCUGACCCACCAGAUUCAGCCCCCACAGGGGCCUCAGGGCCCCCAGCCCAGCCUGCCCUACACCCCCCGACCCCUGGAGGAGUGUCUGUCCAUCCUGAAAAACCCAGAGAAGGGAGCUGGUUUCCUUAGUGAUGAGGAGGUGAUGCUGCUGGUACAGUCCAAGAACAUUCCAGCCUACAAGCUGGAGGCCACGAUGCAGACACCGGAGAGGGGCGUGGCCAUACGCAGACACAUGCUGGCGUCCAGCCUGCCCUGCCCCGGAGCGCUCUCCUCUCUCCCCUACCUCAACUACGACUACUCUAAGGUGAUGGGCACCUGCUGUGAGAACGUGAUUGGCUACAUGCCUGUACCGGUGGGUGUGGCCGGGCCAUUGCACCUGGACGGGCGGCAGUUCCAGGUCCCCAUGGCAACCACAGAGGGAUGCCUGGUUGCCAGCACCAACAGAGGUUGCCGAGCAAUAGCUCUGGGCGGUGGGGCCAGCAGCAGGAUCCUGGCGGACGGGAUGACGCGGGGGCCGCUGGUGCGGCUGCCCUCCGCCUGCAGGGCUGCUGAGGUGAAGGCCUGGCUGGAGAGCAGCGAGGGCUUCUGCGCCAUCCAGGAGGCCUUCGACAACACCAGCAGGUUUGCUCGUGUGCAGAAGCUCCUGAUUGGCUUAGCUGGUAGAAACCUGUACAUCCGCUUCCAAUCCCGAACCGGCGACGCCAUGGGGAUGAACAUGAUCUCUAAGGGUACAGAGCAGGCCCUGGCCAGGCUGCAGGAACAGUAUCCAGACCUGCAGGUGUUAGCGGUCAGCGGUAACUUCUGCACCGACAAGAAGCCGGCCGCCAUCAACUGGAUCGAGGGCCGAGGGAAGUCUGCUGUAUGUGAGGCCACCAUCCCUGCCAAGGUGGUCCGAGAGGUGUUGAAGACCAGCACAGCUGCUCUGGUGGACGUCAACAUCAAUAAGAACCUGGUGGGCUCAGCCAUGGCCGGCAGCAUCGGCGGCUACAACGCUCACGCCGCCAACCUGGUGGCCGCCAUCUACAUCGCCUGUGGACAGGACCCCGCCCAGACGGUGGGCAGCAGCAACUGCAUGACGCUGAUGGAGGCGUGUGGGCCGGGGGGAGAGGACCUCUACGUCAGCUGCACCAUGCCCUCCUUGGAGCUGGGCACCGUGGGUGGGGGCACCAUCCUGCCCCCCCAGCAGGCCUGCCUCAAGAUGCUGGGGGUGCAGGGGGCGUGCCAGGAGAGUCCGGGGGAGAACGCGCGGCAGCUGGCCAGGGUGGUGUGUGCCACGGUGCUGGCAGGAGAGCUGUCCCUCAUGGCUGCUCUAACCGCCGGACACCUGGUCAAGAGCCACAUGGCCCACAACAGAUCCAAGAUAAACCUGCAGGAAGCUCCAGGGAUCUGCACGGAGAAGGCAUCCUGAGCACUUUUGUUCUCUAGGGUUAUCCAGGGGUUUCCCAAGGUUCUUGAGGGUUCUCUCACCAAGGAGAGAGCACAAACCAACCACUAAACAAGGCCGCUUUCAUUUCAGAAUUCAGCAUCAAUCAAUACAGACCUGUAGACAUAUUGUAAUAUUUAAAGGGAUUCUACUAAGCAGGUCCAAGCAGACUAGGUUUCCAGACGAUGUCUCUAAUGUGAUGGUCUGUGGUACCAUGACUGAGGUGGGACAUCUAUUCCUCAUGACAAUGUUUGUAUAAUUUAAGAUGGGAAUAUGUGAACUGAGAGCUGGAUGAACGGCACAGUUUGCAUCUGUCUCCUUCAACAAUUAAGGGUGAUUGUGUUUGUUAAAAAGGGAUUUGUCAGUAUAAAAGGAAUUUUAUGUUGCGCAGCACGCAAAGUAAGACAGAACAAAAUAUUGCAAAGUACACGCUAAUGUUUUACCAACAAGUAUAAAUUGCCAAAUACAGCCUUCUUAACCUAGAACCAAUCAUUCCUUUAAGUGAAUGUUUUUCUGUUGAGUGUGAAUGGCCCCUAAAAGCAGUUCCGUUGUAGCUUACCUUACUAUGUACUUUAUUGAGAUUGAAUACGUGUG